Molecule: messenger RNA, 906 nt
Organism: Aspergillus versicolor CBS 583.65
Lineage: Eukaryota; Fungi; Ascomycota; Eurotiomycetes; Eurotiales; Aspergillaceae
Exons: 1
Coding region: 276-734 (152 amino acids)
Source: RefSeq, a predicted model, not a curated record
AUGGAUCACUUACAGGGCAUAUGUGCCAAAAGCCGCCUUUUUACUCCAGACCAGUGCGACAGCUUCCGCCUUCUGCACACCCGGUUGUGCAUCCUCGGUUACCCCCUCGCGAGCAUCAUGUCGUAGUCCGGCACUGCUGCGAGUGUCGGUCGACGGGCCCCAGGCAUGGACCUCAAAGUCACUCGCCUGGUGGUGCUUCUCAUCCCUGAAGUGAUAAUCGUCGGUACCGACGACAUUCUGCGCUGCCCGUGCAUCACGGUUCCGAAUAAGAUCCAAUGCGCCCAUGGUCAAGCCGGAUCUGUUUACUUCAGUCGACAAUGUCGAGUAGAGUUUCCCACGAGAUGACUUUCCGACGUAAAACAGACAGACAGAAUAAAUCCUCUUCGAUCAGGGUACGGACGGGGCCAGCCCUUUUCAGCACACGCGAGGCGGGCCAGAGUUCCCAGCAAGUACUCGUCAGUACUAGCAAGGACCAGGGCGCAAGGCCAAUGGCGGACAAAUGUUACCGCAUGAAACGCGAUGCCCACGCCGGUCACACAUGCAAGGUGGGAUGGCUCGCUAUAAUACCCACCGGAUAUCGCGCCAGGCGGGAAAAAAAGCCACAAAGUCCCAACCAAGCACCAGCUCUGCCGCAUGGUGAUCCAGCCUGGGUGGGGCGUGUCCCACGGCUGCUGCGAACUGCGAUGUCGGAUCUGAUAAAAUACAGAUCUGAUAAGGCGGGUCGGAUCAGAUAACGCUGGGCGGGUUGUGUUUCUUUGCAAUACGGGCACGAGGCCCCACAGACUAUUGAAUUGUGUGGCAUGGCAGCAUGCGAUCAAGUCCGAUCAUUACAUACUUGCUUUUGUUUCUUUUGGUGCUUUGGGCAUGUCACGUUAAUUAAAAUGCAGACGGCUCGACGACCUGUCG